GGAUUGUUCCCACAAAAAUACACGCUUUUUCCCCAAAAAAAACCCCACCUGACCUCGCACGCCGCCGCUCGGUUGCUCUCGCUCACCGGCCGUCGCCGCCGCCGCCGCCGCGGGCCUCUCCGCCCCUUUCAGCGAGCAAAAACAAGCAAGAAGAUCAAACAAAAAUCCCUCCCAUGGACGAUGACGGCGGUGGCUCGCCGGGUCACUACGGGGGCGGCGGCAUCCAUCUUGUCUGCGAGUACUGCGGCCAUGGCUCCGAGUACGCCGAGGACGACGCCGACGACGGCUUCUUCACGUGCCGGCAGUGCUCCGCCAUCCACACCUCCACCCAGAACACCGCCACCAACCCCUUCGACUUCCCCAUGACACCCGCCCACCUCUCCGCCCACCGCCGCCCCACCCAGCCCACCCCCACCCCCAAGCCCUUCCCGGCCCCUCGCGGCGCCGCCACGGGGGCCGCCGCCCCGGACUUCGACGACCUGGGCGAGCCCAGCGAGCCGCGGGACUUCGCGACCGGCGCCAACGCCUGGGGCAACCCGGAGGAUGUGGCGGCGCGGGUCCGGUGGCGCUACGUGCGGGGGCUGCAGGUGAUCCUGCAGCGGCAGCUGGAGGCGCUGGUGGAGCGUCACCGGGUGGGCUCGCUCGCGGCUAGCCUCGCGGGCACCAUCUGGCUGCGGUGGGUGGCCGCGUCCAAGGUGUUCGACGAAAUGUGGGUGCAUAAGAUGCUCGCUAUUGCUGCGUCAGUGGAGGAGGGUCAUUCUGCCUCUAAAGACAAGCAGUCUGAAUUGGAGGGCGAUGCCCAAAAGAGUCAGAGCAGCUAUGAGUUCUUGUUUCUGCGCUCAUUGAGGAUGAUGCUGCCUGUGUACUCAACACUGGCUGUCUGUUUCCUUGCCUGUCAUGUCGCGCGGGAAACCAUCCUACCAACUGACAUUUGCAGGUGGGCAAUGGAGGGGAAGCUUCCUUAUGUGGCAGCGUUUACCCAAGUCGACAAGCUUCUUGGAAGUUCUUUAAACGACUGCCCGUUGAGUUCACGGCAGCUAUUUAGGCCAACUCGAGUGAUUGGAGCAUGGCAGCUGGAAGCUGCAGCUGGGUCCAUAGCGCAAAAGAUAGGACUGUUGCUUCCUUCUGUUAAUUUCUACUUGAUUGCUCAGCGCUUCUUGAAGGAGUUAUCUCUUCCAAUUGAAAAAAUCCUUCCUCAUGCAUGUCGCAUCUAUGAGUGGGCAAUGCCUGCAGAACUUUGGUUGUCCAGUAAUCCUGGCAGGGUACCCUCACGGGUUUGUGUAAUGGCUAUACUAAUAGUGGCUCUAAGAGUUCUGUAUGGCAUCAACGGACAAGGGAUAUGGGAGAGUAUUGCUCAGACAGAAAAUGCAGUUGGAUCUGAUCCUGAAGCAAGUGCACCACAUUCUAUAGAGCCUGACAGCAACAACAGUGAGGAGUUUGAUGCAAGAGAACUGUUGUGCACUCUUGCAGCUUCUUAUGAUAAAAUCAAUGUUGGACAUGACUAUUCGAAGGAAGUUCAUUCUUAUCUAAAGUACUGCAAAGAUGUGGUUUUUACUGGAAUGACAUUUUCACUAGAAGAGGAGCAUUUAAUAGAUAUCUUUUGGGAUAUGUACAAAGGGAAAGAGGAUGAGAAUGCAAAAUUGUGUCAGGAAAAGUUGAGAACUACAAAUGGAGUGAAUAAACGCUGCCGAGAUGGAAGGUUUGCUGACACAAAGUGCUGUUCUACGCCACUAGGGAAUUGUGCAUUACAAAGCAUUAAGUCAAAAAUGGAAGAAAAUGGAUUCUGUUAUGUAUCUCCAAGGAAACGGCUGGUUUCAGAUGGUUAUCUUCUAUAUACUAGGAGGGAAUCAUCUGGUAGUCUAAUUUAUGUUGCACAUGCUGAUUAUUACAUAUUGCUACGUCCUUUUGCAAAGCUUGCAGAAGUUGAUGUUAGAGUUUUGCACAGUAGUGUGUUAAAACUUGAGAGGAGACUAGGCUGGAUAGAAGAAAGAGUAGGAAGGAGCUUGAAUACCUUACAGAACCUCCAUGAUGAAGCAAGUGAUGACGAAAGACCUGUAUCAGAUUGAAGCUUUGAUCAACUGUUAUAUUGUGCCAAUGUUGUAAGAAGUAUCACUUUUUUGUUUCCUCGAGUAACUUGGUCAAGUAGAAGGCUGGCACUACUGUUACUUCCAUUAGGAUUUGUCAUGCUCUUUUGUACGCUAGGGUAGCCUUUAGGCCUGUACACAAUGACGCUGUCUUGUGCUCGGUGGGCAGCUGCACAGAGCCACAGAUUGUUCUUGUUAGGAUUCGAGAGAAUCCAUCCAUAACAACAUUGUAUCGGGAACAAUUUGCACAAGUGGCCUCGUAAUCAGUGCUAACUCAUAUGUAUCUAUUUGAAUGAACCCUGCCCAAAA
Molecule: messenger RNA, 2393 nt
Organism: Oryza sativa Japonica Group (Japanese rice)
Lineage: Eukaryota; Viridiplantae; Streptophyta; Magnoliopsida; Poales; Poaceae
Product: TATA box-binding protein-associated factor RNA polymerase I subunit B
Biological process (GO): nucleolar large rRNA transcription by RNA polymerase I; RNA polymerase I preinitiation complex assembly
Cellular component (GO): RNA polymerase I core factor complex
Molecular function (GO): RNA polymerase I core promoter sequence-specific DNA binding
Source: RefSeq, a predicted model, not a curated record